Drosophila innubila is the source of this 2903-nucleotide messenger RNA. It is a transcript of the gene IleRS-m, whose product is annotated as isoleucine--tRNA ligase, mitochondrial. Lineage: Eukaryota; Metazoa; Arthropoda; Insecta; Diptera; Drosophilidae. Bases 36 to 2876 code for a protein of 946 amino acids. The record is from RefSeq and is a predicted model, not a curated record. Gene Ontology annotation, cellular component: cytosol. The transcript is spliced from 6 exons. Gene Ontology annotation, molecular function: isoleucine-tRNA ligase activity; ATP binding; aminoacyl-tRNA deacylase activity. Gene Ontology annotation, biological process: isoleucyl-tRNA aminoacylation.
UUCGCCGGCUGCAUUUUGUUUUGGUUACGUGCAAAAUGUUGCGUGCUUUUCAUUGUCGCCUUGCGACUCGUCUUUACUCUGUGAAAACUGCCAAGAAAGAUGUCCAGAAAUACACGGACACGAUAAAUCUGCCCCGAACCAGGUUUCCAAAUCGUCUGACUGCUGCCAAACGCGAGGAACAGGAACGACAAAUCCUUGAUCAUAAGAUUGCAGCUGCUUAUCAGUACCAGGAGCAGCACAAGCGUAAGCCAACCUUUGUGCUCCACGAUGGACCGCCCUAUGCCAACGGGCAACUGCACAUGGGACACGCCGUCAACAAGAUCCUCAAGGAUAUCACAUUGCGUCAGCGUGUGGCACAUGGUCAACAGGUGAACUACAUACCUGGCUGGGAUUGCCACGGUCUGCCCAUUGAACUGAAGGCCACGAAUGCAGCGUCUGGCGAACAGAAGCCACUGGAAAUCCGCCAGAAAUCACGUGCCUUUGCCCUGGAGGCAAUUAGAUCCCAGAAGGAGGAAUUUCGCAGCUGGGGCAUCUUGGCCAACUGGCAGCAGGAUGACUUCUAUCUGACAUUUAAGCCAGAAUUCAUUGCCAACCAGCUGCAGAUGUUCCACAAUCUGUUCGAGCGUGGUCUGGUCUACCGAGAUCUCAAGCCCGUCUACUGGUCACCCUCCUCCAAAACUGCGCUGGCAGAGGCGGAACUGGAGUAUGAUGCCAAUUUUAUCAGUCCCUCGAUUUAUUUGCGCUUUCCCUUAAAUGGCUUGACUUCCUCGGAAGCCACUAAGGGCAAGCAAAUCUUUGCCUUGGUCUGGACUACAACUCCCUGGACAUUGCCCAGCAAUCAGGCCAUCUGUUACAAUAGUUCCUUGGAGUAUGUGCUGGUCACACUAUCGAAUCGCAAUCCGGAUGAGCUUUAUCUAAUGGCCUCAGCUCUCGUGACGGAUUUUGAGGCGACCACCCAGUUGCAGUGUGAGAUUGUGGAGAGAUUUUUGGGCUGUGACUUGAGGAACUGCAGCUACCAACAUCCCAUAGACAAAACGCAGACAGCGCUGCCCUUUUUCGAUGCCAGCCAUGUGCAGGAGAGCAAGGGCACCGGUUUGGUCCACACGGCGCCUGCUCACGGUCCUGAUGACUUUCUAAUCAGUUUGGCCAACAAGUUGCCCAUCAAAUGCUACGUAAAUGAGGCGGGCAUUUAUACGGAUGAGGCGCCUGCCUUUCUGCGUGGACAGUCUGUGCUGGGAGGGGGCAAUUCCCUGGUGCUGCAACACAUAGCUGAGGAUGUGGUGCACGCCUCGCAGCUCCAGCAUUCUUAUCCCAUUGACUGGCGCACUAAGCAACCAGUCAUUAUACGUGCCAGUGAACAGUGGUUCAUCAAUACGGAUAAGCUAAAGGCUCCAGCUGCUGCUGCCUUGGAGCAGGUGGAGAUUUAUCCGCGUGUCAAUGCCGAGGCCAGCAAGAAGGCAAUGCUGACACAGCUGCACAAGCGUCCCUAUUGGUGUAUAUCACGACAGCGUGCCUGGGGCGUUCCCAUUCCUGUGCUCUACAAGAGGAACAACAACCAGGUGGUGCUCAGUGCUGCACUGAUCAAGCAUAUCUGUGGCUUGUUGCACAGCGAGGGGUCCAUGGACUUUUGGUGGUCCAAGCCACUGGAUGAGUUGUUGCCCAAGGAGCUUCCAAAGCAACUCGGCUGCAAGGCAGAGGAUCUGAUCAAGGGCAGCGAUAUCUUUGACAUAUGGUUCGAUUCUGGCAGCACUUGGUCGGCGGUAUUGAAGGGACCACAACAAGUGGCUGAUCUCUAUCUGGAGGGAUACGAUCAGUUCACCGGCUGGUUUCAAUCCUCGCUGCUAACCAGCAUUGCGGCACGGAAUUGUGCGCCCUACAAAGCGCUCUUUGUGCACGGCUUUACGGUGGACGAGAAGGGACACAAGAUGUCCAAAUCAUUGGGAAAUGUCAUCUCACCCAAGCAAAUAACCAAGAAGUACGGCACGGAUGUCCUCCGCUGGUGGGUGGCUUCCCAUGGCACCCAGCACAUGGCCAUUACUGUCAGCGAUCAACUCUUGCAGCAAUCGGCAGAGAAUCUGAGCAAAGUUCGCAGCACAUUGCGUUAUCUGAACGGUGUUAUUAGUCAGCAGAAGGAACUUGAAGAGGAGCAGUCUAUAACUAAGCAGGAUGACAGCUAUUUGAACAAGUAUCUAUUGCACCAUCUAUUGGGAUUUGAAGAGGAGAUCGAGAAGCUCUACAAUGCCUAUGAGUACAAUCGUGUUGUGUCCAGCAUACAGAAUUUCAUAGCGAAUCAAGUGUCGGGCAUUUAUGUGCAUCUGAUCAAGGAUCGUCUGUACUGUGGGGAUGAGCGGGAAUUGAAAGUCAUUCGACACACGCUCACCCAAUGCUACAGGCAGCUUUGCAAGGCGCUGUGGCCCAUAGCUCCCUAUCUGAUUGAGGAGAGUUGGAGCUAUUACGAUGCAACUGGUGGCGCCUUUCACGAGCAAACAGUGCAGGCUCGCAAGGAUUGGCAUAACCUGGAGGCCAGUGAGGUGGUAAAUACAGCAUUGGAUAUCAAACGCAUUAUUAACCAGCAGGCGGGUGAUGUCAAUAGCUGGAAUCUCGCAGUGAGCAUCGAUUGCAACUCAAAGCAACAAUUGGAGCAGCUGUGUGCUUUACAUGGAAAGUUGAAUGUGCCCGUGACCAACUCGGAACUCUGCGAGAUUCUGCAAGUGGGAAGCGUCUUAUUGCGGGCGGAGGUGGCAGCUGGAGCGGAUGUGGCACAAGUAAAGCUAGACAGCUCCAAGGCGUCACUUUGUCCUCGAUGUCGUCGCUUUGGCAUUCUGGAGCAGGAGAUUUGCACACGCUGUGCUAAUAUUUUGGCUGCUAAGCAAUAGCUAAAUAAUUAAUUGUUGUUUUAUAGA